Messenger RNA from Syngnathoides biaculeatus (alligator pipefish), 3369 nucleotides. It is a transcript of the gene grk1a, whose product is annotated as G protein-coupled receptor kinase 1 a. The transcript is spliced from 7 exons. Gene Ontology annotation, molecular function: rhodopsin kinase activity; ATP binding. Gene Ontology annotation, biological process: regulation of signal transduction; protein phosphorylation; signal transduction. The coding region runs from base 718 to 2403 and encodes 561 amino acids. The record is from RefSeq and is a predicted model, not a curated record. Gene Ontology annotation, cellular component: cytoplasm. Lineage: Eukaryota; Metazoa; Chordata; Actinopteri; Syngnathiformes; Syngnathidae.
ACUUCACAUCACGGCUCCGAUCGACAGUCGUGCUUAUUGAUCCACUCGAGUUUGCCUUCUAAAGAGAAAUAUAUCGCCUAUUGGCAACAUCGGUUUUCUGAUGCUUACCGGUCAAAAGCGUUAUUUUCCAAAUAACUGGCAACUCCUGACCUCGGAUGGCCGAAUAUUUAACUGCUGCAGGGGUGAGAAAACUCAAAUUUGUACAGAAGUCAAAGCGGUCGAUCCUAUCCUAAUGCGGUAUUAGUCAUAAUUACAGUAAAGUUGUAUGGAAAAAAAUUUUUUUGAGUCUUAGAACCUAAAAACUCUGGUUGGGAAGACAUGGUCUUGUGGCCCAAACAAAUGCGCUGUCCAAAAUCUCUAGAUCGCACCUUCGGUUCUGAGCCUCCAGUUAACUUCGUUGGUCUUGUCUUAGAUAAAAAAUGAGGACGGGCUCUAUUUAAGACCUUGUAAAAUCUGGUUGUGAAAGCAUCCCCAGCAGCCCUGCGUUGUUCUGUUCCAGUAUUUGCUCGCGCUCAUUGUCUGGGGCAUCGGGGUGUUAGGGGAUUACUGAAAGGUGUUGACUCAGGUGUGUGUGGCGGCGGUGCUGUGCGCGUGCAGUUGCCAGGUCUCUGCAGCGCUAGUUCAGAGACCAGCGUCGAUUCUCUGCCUGGUCUCCUUAAGUCUCGCUACCCCGACCCCUUGCCAUGUACCCUUGUUGUGCGGCCUAAAAAGUCAAGCAUGGAUAUCGGGGGGCUGACCACCGUGGUGGCGAAUUCCGCUUAUAUCAACGCCCGCGGCAGCAUCGAUGGAUCCAACCCGGCGGCUGCUCGAGACAAGAAGUACCAUUCCCGGCUCAAGCUGCCUCACAUUACCGUGUGCGAGGGACUGAGAGACACGCUGGAUUUGGCCUUUGACGGCGUCUGCGUGGAGCAGCCCAUCGGGAAACGCCUCUUUCGGGAGUUCCUGGACACCAACCAAGAGUACCAGGGUGCAUGUCGACUCUGGCGGGACAUAGAGGACUACGACCUGGCGGAGGAUUCGGACCGAGCCAAGAAGGCCGGUAAGAUCGUCCAGCGCUACAUGGAUGCCGGCGCCAAAUAUUUCUGCCCGUUCCUGUCCGAGGGCAUCAUAGCCAAGGUGAAGGAGGCCCAAGAAGCCGUAGGCGACGACCUGUUUGCAGAGGCUUUGUCCACAACUCUGGACUACUUACGAGAGGCGCCUUACGUGUUCUUCCUGGAGAGCAUGUACUUGAAGAGGUUCCUCCAGUGGAAGUGGCUGGAGAUGCAGCCCAUGGACGCGGACUGGUUCCUGGACUUCCGCGUGCUGGGCAAAGGCGGCUUCGGCGAGGUGUCCGCGUGUCAGAUGAAAGCCACGGGGAAGCUUUACGCCUGUAAGAAACUGAACAAGAAGCGACUGAAGAAACGGAAAGGCUAUGAGGGGGCGAUGGUGGAAAAGAGGAUCCUGGAGAAGGUCCACAGUCGCUUCAUCGUGUCGCUAGCGUACGCCUUCCAGACGAAGGAGGAGCUGUGUCUGGUCAUGACCAUCAUGAACGGGGGAGAUCUCAAGUACCACAUCUAUCUGGUGGAUGAGAACAAUCCGGGCUUUGACGAACCCAGAGCCUGUUUUUAUAUAGCUCAGAUCAUCCAAGGCCUGGAGCACCUGCACCAGAAGAGAAUCAUCUACAGGGACCUCAAACCUGAGAACGUGCUCCUCGAUAACGACGGGAACGUUCGCAUAUCUGAUCUGGGUCUCGCUGUGGAGUUAAAAGAAGGCAAAACUUUGACCAAAGGCUACGCCGGCACACCAGGCUACAUGGCUCCAGAGAUGCUGAAAGGGGAAAAGUACGACACGUCCGUCGACUACUUCACCCUGGGCGUGACACUGUUCGAGUUCCUCGCCGCCAAGAACCCCUUCAGGAACAGAGGAGAGAAGCUCGAGCGCGAGGAGAUGAAAGAGCGGAUGCUGACCCGGGAGGUGGUCUACACGGACAAGUUCGGUGAGAAUGCCAAGUCCCUGUGCGACGGGCUGCUGGCGAAAGAAGUCAACGAGAGGAUGGGCUUCAAGAACGGCUGCUGCGAUGAGAUCAGGUCGCACCCCUUUUUUCGAGACGUCAACUGGAGGAAGCUGAACGCGGGGAUCCUACCGCCCCCAUUUGUUCCCGACCCCAGAGUGGUGUACGCCAAGAGCCUGGACGACGUGGGGGCCUUCUCCUCGGUCAAGGGCGUCGCCCUGGAAGACCCGGACAGGAGCUUUUUCGACGAGUUCUCCUCGGGCAACAUCGCCAUCCCCUGGCAGGAGGAGAUGAUCGACAUGGGCGUCUACGGCGAGCUCAACCUGUGGGGCCCCGAGGGGGGCGUCCCCAACGACCUGCGCCGGGAGUCCAUCCUGGAGCAGCCCAAGUCGUCCACGUGCUGCGUGUCCUAGUGGCGGAAAUGCUCGGGAUCGCUUCUUGCCUGACUUUUCUUUUGUGGGCCCGCGAGACCACGGGAGCGACCUGGAGGCGGCUCUCUGACCAGGAACGCCAAUCAAUAUUAUGUUAUUAAAGGGGAGUUUGCAAAAUUAAAAUAAAUUAAAAAAAAAUAAUAAUAAAUUGCUUCAAUUUGAUGGGACAGUAGCGCAUGAUGAAUAAUUAAAAAAAAAAAAAAAACGCCAUCUUUAGUCAAUUUUGUGACCUUUUUAUACCGGAGGAAAGCCAACCAAUCAGAAUCAGAGUCAGUGGGUGUGGCUUAUGAGUUGUCAAUCAUUUUUCUCACACUCACCAGCGACCUCACGGUGCCCGAACUGUGACCCUGUUACCCCAGAAAAACACUUCAUUCCUAACUUUCAUGACGUGCAAAUGCACAACUGGAUUUGCGAGGAGACUGGGUAGACCUGGUUUUGGUAGUUUCGUGGACACGCAACAAAUUGGAACAUCUGUGUUUUCAAUUUGAAUAUUCAUUUUUUUUCCUUUUCUUCUGCCAGGCCGCUAGGGUGGAUGGAGGACAAAUGCUUGACGCCUUGGAAGUCACGCCUUCCAUCUCUGAUUUGGUUUUUGGUUUCUUGCAUAUCAAUUUGAGGCACGAGAAUUGGAGAGAUAUAGCAGAUUAUUAUUAUUAUUUUUUUCUUCAGAGAUGUUUAUACAGACUGAGCAAUAUGAAAGUGUUUUUGGGGUCCAAUUGUAACCUCCCCUGCAUUAACCGCCUCAUUAUUGAUGUUUCUUGUGCUCCACUCAUCCAAAACUUUAAUCGUAAUUAAUUUUGAAUCUUAAAAGUAGUGUUUUUGUUCUUUAGCUCAGUGGUGUCAUCCAUCAAAUCAGAUUUAUCAAACUGGAAAAAAAAAAUACAGUACAGUAUAAAACGAUCACUUUGAAUUGGUAAUCUUAGGCUGAAAGCACCCAUUACGGCGCUAAAU